AUGGGUAUGUUCGGACGCCUCAUUCACUACGGCUUUGACGCCCUCGCCGUCUCCACCAUCCUGGCUGGCGUCAAGAAGACCACCGGCUUUGCUCCCCAGACCGAGCUCAUCCCCGAGUCGUCCAUCCGCUCCUUCACCGAGUCGUACCUCAAGGCCGGCGAGACCGUCCUCACCCUCGUGACCGGCCAGGCCGUCACCAGCCAGUACUUCAAGAAGGUCGAGUAA
Messenger RNA from Apiotrichum porosum, 225 nucleotides. RefSeq lists its product as uncharacterized. The transcript is spliced from 2 exons. NCBI's taxonomy places the organism in Eukaryota, Fungi, Basidiomycota, Tremellomycetes, Trichosporonales, Trichosporonaceae. Gene Ontology annotation, cellular component: cytoplasm. Bases 1 to 225 code for a protein of 74 amino acids. The record is from RefSeq and is a predicted model, not a curated record.